GGGGAGGAAACCGGAGUCCUAUAAGAAGCGCUCCGCGACGAAGGUGCAACAAGUGGAGGUGACCCGAGGCUCCAAAGGCGCUGCUGCAAGAAUGGAGGUGCUUUCAGUGGACUUGCCAAGCCACCUUUCGUCAUCGCCACCAUCUCGCUCCCAGCAAGAAAUCGCACUCAGGAUAAAAACUGCAUACAACAUGGCUAUCAACAUGAAGGCUGGCGCAAAACAGCUGCUAGCAGACUACACGUCUAUUCAGGACGAACCCUUCACAAAUGCUGGUUUCAACCCUCCCGUCGAGCCCUUCCCAGGCCUGCCGUCGCCAUCCCUUCUCGCCAGCGCCUGGCAGGACCUUAGCGACGCCGAGCGGCUGCAGCAGAACGCCACGGCCUUCUCCAAUUUGCCAGAGUUCCUGUCCGCCGCCAAAAGCCAACAGGAGGAGAUGAACCCCGAUGCCUGCGACCUGCACCACCAGUUCACAAAGUCGCGCCUGCAGUGCCUUGGACUGUCGGACCACCUUGAAUCCAUUGCGGCCUCCAUGGGCCUUGUACUUGCUCCGGCGAUGCCGGCUGAGCCGCCGGGACUUGGCGGCUCCUUUUUCAUGAAAAUUUCCGGCUACCGCGUUUGCCGUCUCUACCGGGAUUGGGUCCUCCGUUGCGAAAAGGACCUGGCCCUCCUGGCUGACAGAUACCCUGUCCCCUCGCUCUGAGGGGAAAUUAUGUGGUGUCGUAUGUACCAUCCCAGUUGGCUUCUGGUUUUUUGUGUUGGUGAGGGGAAGUUAGGAGAUUAGUAAACUUUUUUCUCUCUACCCACGGGAAGGCUGAAGGAAUGAAACGCCCUUCCCUUGUGAGGAAUGCUUUUGUCAUGUAGCAGCCCCAGCAAAGCAACACUGAACUGCCUCCAUCUUGCCUGUCUCCUUCAUAUUCUCAUUCUCGUCCUUCUUGUCUUCAAAAAAAACCAAGUAAAUCCAGGGUGUGAAAGGAGAAAAUGUUUGCAGAGGAGCAGCGUUGGUUCUCCCGCCUUUUGGCAGAGCCUGAAUGCUUUCGCUCAUUGUGAGACGAGAGAGAUGGAGCUUCCACCCCACAGCAGCCAUUUUGUGAGAGCUGCUUUGCCCUCUCAAUAUGGAAGAGUUUCUCGAGGGGAGUAGGGUAUCUGGUUCCAAUUUUCCCCCUCCCUGUAACACCGAACACUAAGAAACAUGAUGCUGAAAGGCAGUGGAAAGCCAAUAUAGCCUAUGUGCCUUUUCUUAUCCUCUGUGUGGCACAUUUAGAAAUUCAACAGGUAAAGAAAGCUUGUAGGCCCUGUAGAUGGCUGACGGGAGAAGCGUGAACCUGCCGCAGUUAUUCCUGUCACAGUUGUUAAAGGUGCAGAGCGGAGGUGGGGAAAGGUGAUUAAGAUGGCGUCUUUAUGAGCAAGGCUGUUUGUGGCAUUAUUCCCAUUCAAUCUGAACCCCUUUCUACUGGGUGCUGAGACACAUUGAGAGAGGCUGUGUGGUAUAGUGGUUAGAGUGCUGAACUAGUUCAAAUCCCUUACUCGGGCUUGAAGCUUACUUGGGCCACUCACUGUCUCUCACCCUAACCUACCUUACAGGGUUAUUGUGAGGACGAAAUGAGGAGGGGCAGAACCCUGUAGGCCACAUUGAGCUCCUUGGAGGCUAUAAAUGUAAUAAUGAUUAUUUUUUCCCCCAUUGGUUUCUCAGUGCCGAGUUAGUUCUCUGACAGAAUUAUCUUGAGGGAGAAACCAUUACCUGUUUCAUGGUACCUUGUUAACCCUUAACAGCCCUUCUCACCCCACCCUUUUCUCCAGUUAUGGGGAGGAAGGGGCCUCUUACUGUGCAGACUCUGGUUUUUGAGAAAGCUGUUCUCUUCAGGGCUUGUGUCCCUGCCCUAGAGACUUUAGUUUCUACUGUAUGUGUUAUUUUUAUAUUAAUUAUAUAUGUGGAUAUAUAUAUAUAGCUGCAGCCUAAUUAUGUGAAUAUUGUUAAAUUAAACUAUUUUUAGUAGGAA
Lacerta agilis (Sand lizard) is the source of this 1997-nucleotide messenger RNA. Its product is annotated as cardiotrophin-1-like. Bases 92 to 700 code for a protein of 202 amino acids. The record is from RefSeq and is a predicted model, not a curated record. The transcript is spliced from 3 exons. Lineage: Eukaryota; Metazoa; Chordata; Lepidosauria; Squamata; Lacertidae.